AUGCUCCUCCUGACACUGGUGCCGUCGAUAUCGCGCACUACAUUUAUGUGGUGUACUCUGGGCACAGGGAAGUUGUGGAUAUUCUUCUUUGUUGGAGGAACUGAACUUGACUCCGUGGGCUCUAAUGAGCGAUUCUUGCUCCACAUUGAAGCAAUUGAUGGUAGGGAAGGCAGCGGCCAAAAUUUUCAGCAACUCGUCAACUCAGGCGCUUCCUCCAACCAAAAUUGCGUAUACCCUCCUAUUGUUGCUGUUAGCGCAGGGUAUGUGCAUAUUGUUAAUCUCCUUCUGAGGUAUGGAGCGGAUCCCAAUGUAGCACCGACGAAAGACAUUAUUGCACCCUUCACUGUGCCAUGA
This is a messenger RNA of Histoplasma capsulatum G186AR, 354 nucleotides long. RefSeq lists its product as uncharacterized. The coding region runs from base 1 to 354 and encodes 117 amino acids. The transcript is spliced from 2 exons. Gene Ontology annotation, molecular function: protein binding. The record is from RefSeq and is a predicted model, not a curated record. NCBI's taxonomy places the organism in Eukaryota, Fungi, Ascomycota, Eurotiomycetes, Onygenales, Ajellomycetaceae.